UUCUAUCCUUCUGCAUAACCCAAUAAAAAGUAUUUAUAAUUUAGAACAGAUUUCUUAAUCUGAAUUUGAACACCCAAAAUUUGAUAGACCGCAAAAAUGGAGCCCCAAUCUUCUCCUACACCUCAUGUUCUCAUAUUUCCACUUCCAGUACAAGGCCAUGUAACUCCAAUGUUAAACUUAGCUGAACUUCUUUGUCUUUCAAAUCUGAAAGUAACUUUCAUAAAUUCAACCCACAACCAUCAACGCCUGACCCGGUACACGAACAUCGAAUCCCGUUUUUCCGGGUAUCCCGGGUUCGGGUUCAAGACGGUGCCCGACGGACUACCCGAUGACCACCCACGGGCUGGUGAUAAGAGUUGGUUGAGUGAAUUGAUUCAGGGGUUAGCAUCAAGUGCUAAACCUGUAUUGAGUGAGAUUGUAGUUGGGGCCGAGGCAGAGGCAGAGGCAGAAGCAGAAAAAGUUACAUGUUUGAUAACAGAUGGGUGGCUUAGCUUUGCUAAUGAUGUGGCGAAUGAAGCUGAGGUUCCAGUCAUUGCAGUCAGGUGUUUUAGUGCGUGCUGUCUUUGGGCCUUUUUGUGUAUGCCCAACCUUAUUCAUCUAGGAGAAAUACCCUUCAAAGAUAAUGAAGAAAUGGAUGAGCUAGUAAAGAAUGUUCCUGGAAUGGAUAGCUUCCUUCGGUACCGCGACCUUCCAAGCUACUGUCGAACCAAAGACAUACCAACAUGCCGUCAACUUCAACACUUGUUCACUGGCGAGAUGCAACAAAUCCAAAAAGCCCAUUCUUUCAUCCUCAACACAUUUGAUGAUCUCGAAGGCCCAAUUCUCUCUCACAUCCGUCAACAUUGCUCAAGCUCAAGAGUUUACUCUAUAGGCCCAUUACAUGCACACCUUAAAUACAGACUCGGCCCAAAUGAAAUAACAAUAUCCAAGCCCAACAAUUCGUCUAGUAACUUGUGGGAAGUCGAUCGAAGUUGCAUAUCGUGGUUGGACCAAAAGCCCGACAAAUCCGUCGUAUAUGUAAGUUUUGGCAGCAUAACUAUCCUCACAAAGGAGCAGUUAAUGGAAUUCUGGGCCGGGUUGGUACAUAGUAAGAAGUACUUCUUAUGGGUUAUAAGGCCCGAUCUAAUAAUAGGAAGUACUUCCUCCGAGUCUCUUAAGCUAUUGGAGGGGACUAAGGAAAGAGGAUGUAUGGUGGGGUGGGCCCCACAGGAGGAGGUCUUAGCACACCGGGCCGUGGGCGGGUUCUUGACUCAUAGUGGGUGGAACUCGACGUUAGAGAGUAUAGUAGCUGGGGUGCCAAUGCUUUGUUGGCCUUACUUUGCUGAUCAACAAGUGAAUAGUAGAUAUGUGAGUGAAGUGUGGAGAAUUGGCUUAGAUAUGAAGGAUACGUGUGAUAGAACAAUUGUGAUGAACAUGAUUAAUGAUUUGAUGGACAAGAAGAAGGACGAGUUGGAACGAUCAAUGCGUAAAAUUUCGGAUUUAGCAAACAAGAGUGUCAGUCAAGGUGGGUCGUCGUAUUCAAAUCUUGAUCAUCUAAUCGAAGAAAUAAAAGCCAUGUCCAACAAAGGGGAACGUUAGAUAUAAUCGUUUAAUCUUGGUCUUCCUGCUAUUUUAUUUAUUUAAUUUAUAAAUUUCGAAUUGUUAUGAUAAUCAAAACAUUACAUCAUUAUCCCCUACCACGUAAUGGUGGUAAGAUCA
Molecule: messenger RNA, 1698 nt
Organism: Spinacia oleracea (spinach)
Lineage: Eukaryota; Viridiplantae; Streptophyta; Magnoliopsida; Caryophyllales; Amaranthaceae
Product: 7-deoxyloganetic acid glucosyltransferase-like
Exons: 2
Coding region: 97-1578 (493 amino acids)
Molecular function (GO): quercetin 3-O-glucosyltransferase activity; quercetin 7-O-glucosyltransferase activity
Source: RefSeq, a predicted model, not a curated record